AUGUCUGUGUUCAGCGCUGCUCAGGAGCGACAGGAGCACUUUGUGUUUCUGAUGAGAGCGGCGUCCCAGACGUCUGGACGGGACCGAGGCCGUAAUGAAGACGACUGGAGGCUGGGGGCCGUCCGAGGCUGGGGGCCGUCCGAGGCUGGGGGCCGUCCGAGGCGGCGAGGCGGCGGGGCGCUCGCUGCUCGCUCUGCGGCCAGAGGCUCUGCUGCAUCACACACAUCGCCACCGCCUUCAGAGCAUGAUGACACUUUUAGAGAUCACCUGGGAGAGAUCACCUGGGACAGAUCACCUGAAACAGAUCACCUGGGACAGAUCACCUGGGACAGAGGUGAAGCAGUGGCGUCAACACAAACCCUCCAGCAGCUGGACGUCAAACAGGCGCUGAGCUCAGACAGCAGGCGGGGCCCCGGGUCCCAGCGCCCGCCCGGCUCCUGGGGGCCGAGCCCGGCUCCUGGGGGCCGAGCCCGGCUCCUGGGGGCCGAGCCCGGCUCCAGCCACACACACCUGCCUGUCCAAUCAGAGGGCCAGGACUGGAGUGAGGAUGCUCAGGACGCUCGGCGGCUGAUGGCUUCAUCUGUCAGCGGCUCCGCCCGUCUGAUUAGCUCCAUGUCUCUGCUGAAAGCGGGACGAGGGGCGGAGGCAUCAAACUGGAGCAGCGACAAAAACCUCACAUCCUGGCUGGAGAAGGUGGGCCGGGACUCCUCCUACGAGCAGGAGGGGAAGGUGCAGUUUGUGAUGGACGCCGUCUACGCCAUGGCGCACGCUCUGCACCGCAUGCACCGCGAGCUCUGCGGCGGCGCGCCUGGCCUCUGCCCGCGCAUGGCCAACAUCGACGGCAAGGAGCUGCUGGCACACAUCCGGGCCGUCAACUUCAACGGAAGUGCCGGCACGCCCGUCAUCUUCAACGAGAACGGCGACGCCCCUGGACGCUACGACAUCUUCCAAUACCAGAUCAAUAACCAAUCGACGGCAGAGUACAAGAUGAUCGGCCACUGGACCAACGAGCUGCACCUGAACAUGGAAGCGCUGCAGUGGGCGAGCGGCGACGCCUCCGUCCCGGCGUCGGUGUGCAGCCUGCCCUGCCGGACGGGCGAGCGGAAGAAGGUGGUGAAGGGCGUGGCGUGCUGCUGGCACUGCGAGCGCUGCGAGGGCUACCACUUCCAGGCCAGCGAGUUCACCUGCGAGCUCUGCCCGUACGAGCGCCGGCCCGACCGCAACCGCACCGGCUGCCAGCCCAUCCCCAUCAUCAAGCUGGAGUGGCACUCGCCCUGGGCCGUGGUGCCCGUCUUCAUCUCCAUCCUGGGCAUCGUCGCCACCACCUUCGUCAUCGCCACCUUCGUCCGCUACAACGACACGCCCAUCGUGCGCGCCUCGGGCCGCGAGAUGAGCUACGUGCUGCUGACGGGCAUCUUCCUGUGCUACGUCAUCACCUUCCCCAUGAUCGCGGCGCCCGACGUGGCCGUGUGCUCGCUGCGCCGCAUCUUCCUGGGCCUGGGCAUGUGCUUCAGCUACGCCGCGCUGCUCACCAAGACCAACCGCAUCCACCGCAUCUUCGAGCAGGGCAAGAAGGCGGUGACGGCGCCCCGCUUCAUCUCGCCGGCCUCCCAGCUGGUCAUCACCUUCUCGCUCAUCUCCGUGCAGCUGCUGGGCGUCUUCGUGUGGUUCGUCGCCGACCCGCCGCACACCUUCGUGGAUUACGGCGAGCAGCGCACGCAGGAUCCCGAGAACGCCCGCGGCGUGCUGAAGUGCGACAUCUCCGACCUGUCGCUCAUCUGCUCGCUGGGCUACAGCAUCCUCCUGAUGGUCACAUGCACUGUUUACGCCAUCAAGACGCGCGGCGUGCCAGAGACCUUCAACGAGGCCAAGCCCAUUGGAUUUACCAUGUACACCACCUGCAUCAUCUGGCUGGCCUUCAUCCCCAUCUUCUUCGGCACGGCGCAGUCCGAGGAGCGGAUGUACAUCCAGACGGCGACGCUGACCGUGUCGCUGAGCCUCAGCGCCUCCGUGUCUCUGGGGAUGCUCUACAUGCCGAAGGUCUACAUCAUCAUCUUCCACCCGGAGCAGAACGUCCCCAAACGCAAACGCAGCUUCAAGGCCAUCGUCACCGCCGCCACCAUGACCAGCAAGCUGUCGCAGCUGGCGGCCGAGCGGCCCAACGGCGAGGUCAAGACCGAGCUGUGCGAGGGCGUGGAGGCCAGCGUGCCGGCGACCAAAACGACCUACGUCAGCUACACCAACCACGCCGUCUGAGAGGGGCGAGGCGUCCCGGGACGCUCCACGAGACACACCGAGCACGCUCCGCAUCAACCAAUCAGGACAGGAGACGAACUGAUCCGACGUGUGUGUGUGUGUUAUGUGUGUGUGUGUGUGUGUGUGUGUGUGUGGUUUUCAUGCGGACAGGAAGCGAGUGCACGGGCUGCUGCAGACGGGAACGCAGCACAAAAACACACAGCA
This is a messenger RNA of Myripristis murdjan (pinecone soldierfish), 2460 nucleotides long. Its product is annotated as metabotropic glutamate receptor 8-like. Gene Ontology annotation, cellular component: membrane. Bases 1 to 2256 code for a protein of 751 amino acids. The transcript has 8 exons. Gene Ontology annotation, molecular function: G protein-coupled receptor activity. Lineage: Eukaryota; Metazoa; Chordata; Actinopteri; Holocentriformes; Holocentridae. The record is from RefSeq and is a predicted model, not a curated record. Gene Ontology annotation, biological process: G protein-coupled receptor signaling pathway.